AUGGCCCAGUCCGUCGAAGCUCAUCUCAAGGAUGUCGCCAUCCUCGGUAACAUCCCCAACGACGCCCGCAAGAUCCUGACCAAGGACGCCUGCGCCUUCCUCGCCAUCCUCCACCGCACCUUCAACCCCACUCGCAAGGCCCUGCUGCAGCGCCGCAUCGACCGCCAGGCCGCUAUCGACAACGGUCAGCUGCUCGACUUCCUUCCCGAGACGAAGCACAUCCGGGAGAAUGACGCCUGGAAGGGUGCACCCCCCGCCCCGGGUCUGGUCGACCGUCGCGUCGAGAUCACCGGUCCCACCGACCGCAAGAUGGUCGUCAACGCCCUCAACUCCGACGUCUGGACCUACAUGGCCGACUUUGAGGACUCCUCCGCGCCCACCUGGGAGAACAUGAUCAACGGCCAGGUCAACCUGUACGACGCCAUCCGCCGCCAGGUCGACUUCAAGCAAGGCGGGAAGGAAUAUAAGCUGCGCACCGACCGCACGCUGCCCACCCUCAUCGCUCGUGCCCGCGGCUGGCACCUGGACGAGAAGCACUUUACCGUCGACGGCGAGCCCAUGUCCGGCUCCCUGUUUGAUUUCGGUCUGUACUUCUUCCACAAUGCCAAGGAGCUCGUCGCCCGCGGCGCCGGCCCCUACUUCUACCUACCGAAGAUGGAGUCGCACCUUGAGGCCCGUCUGUGGAACGACGUCUUCAACCUCGGCCAGGAUUAUAUCGGUAUGCCCCGGGGCACCAUCCGCGGUACAGUCCUCAUCGAGACCAUCACCGCCGCCUUCGAAAUGGACGAAAUCAUCUACGAGCUGCGCGACCACUCCUCCGGCCUGAACUGCGGCCGCUGGGACUACAUCUUCUCCUUCAUCAAGAAAUUCCGCAACCACCCCUCCUUCGUCCUCCCCGACCGCUCCGACGUAACCAUGACCGUCCCUUUCAUGGACGCCUAUGUCAAGCUUCUCAUCAAGACGUGCCACCGUCGCGGCGUUCACGCAAUGGGCGGCAUGGCCGCGCAAAUCCCCGUGAAGAACGACCCCGCCGCAAACGACAAGGCUAUGGAAUCCGUGCGUGCCGACAAGCUCCGCGAAGUCCGCGCCGGCCACGACGGCACCUGGGUCGCGCACCCAGCCCUGGCCGCCAUUGCCUCCGAAGUCUUCAACAAGCACAUGCCAACACCGAACCAACUCUUCGUCCGCCGCGAAGACGUCCACAUCACCUCCAACGACCUGCUCAACACCAACGUCCCCGGUAAGAUCACCGAAGAUGGCAUCCGGAAGAACCUAAACAUCGGCCUGAGCUACAUGGAAGGCUGGCUCCGCGGCAUCGGUUGCGUGCCUAUCAACUUCCUUAUGGAAGACGCCGCUACUGCCGAAGUCUCCCGCUCUCAGCUGUGGCAGUGGUCCAAGCACAACGUCUCCACUGCGGAGGGCAAGAAGGUCGAUAAGAGCUAUGCCCUGAAGCUCCUGCAGGAGCAGGCGGAUUCCCUGGCUGCGAAGGGUCCGAAGGGUAACAAGUACCAGCUUGCGGCGAGGUACUUUGCUGGCCAGGUUACUGGUGAGGAUUAUGCGGAUUUCUUGACCUCGUUGCUUUAUAAUGAGAUUUCUUCGGCUGGUUCUGCUGCUAAGCUCUAA
This is a messenger RNA of Penicillium argentinense, 1623 nucleotides long. RefSeq names its product malate synthase. Gene Ontology annotation, molecular function: malate synthase activity. The record is from RefSeq and is a predicted model, not a curated record. Bases 1 to 1623 code for a protein of 540 amino acids. Lineage: Eukaryota; Fungi; Ascomycota; Eurotiomycetes; Eurotiales; Aspergillaceae. Gene Ontology annotation, cellular component: peroxisomal matrix; cytoplasm. Gene Ontology annotation, biological process: glyoxylate cycle. The transcript has a single exon.